Messenger RNA from Cyprinus carpio (common carp), 5365 nucleotides. It is a transcript of the gene kcna4, whose product is annotated as potassium voltage-gated channel subfamily A member 4. Gene Ontology annotation, biological process: protein homooligomerization; potassium ion transmembrane transport. Gene Ontology annotation, molecular function: delayed rectifier potassium channel activity; protein binding; potassium ion binding. The record is from RefSeq and is a predicted model, not a curated record. NCBI's taxonomy places the organism in Eukaryota, Metazoa, Chordata, Actinopteri, Cypriniformes, Cyprinidae. Gene Ontology annotation, cellular component: membrane; voltage-gated potassium channel complex.
CUAUACACAAACCGGCUGUGACAGAAAGUGUAUGUGGCUUUUUGACAGAGCCACACACAGGCUGCUUAGUGCGUGCAUCUUGUGCUCUGCAGCAGUCCCUCGGGAGGGCAGUUGCGAUGAACUGGAUGUCAACAGAUGCAUAAGGGGUUGUCGAAGUUUGAGAACUGCAGCACAACGGUGCGCGCGCAGUGUCCUGCCACGACCACUUGGGGGCGAUCGAUGUCUUUCCGCGUUGCGCAAACGUGCCUCUCUCGGCGGAGCGCAGCUCCCCAAUAACACGAGCACAAUGGUCAACGGGCGAGACUGAGCGGCAGACUGAUGCGCGCUGCGCAUACUUACCUAAGGCUAUUUCACAUGGCAUCCUAAAACUUUGAUACAUCUCGAUUCUGACGCCGCUUGUGUGAUUUAUGGAGCCUCGCAGCAUGCUCUCGGUGGCAGCACCUGCUUUUUUGUGAGUCCAGGCUUAAUGCAGCGGUGCAUGUUUUUUUGGGGAGGGGGAGAUGGGCAGGUGAUGAGAGAUCCUGUUGAAUAAAGACCCAACGGCGAGCCGUGACCAAAACUGUCAUCCCUCGAAUGCGAUCACACCUGACUGUUGAGGUGUCAUGUUCUACGUUUGGCUACGUCGAGGAAUAUCUGGAAUUUCUGGAUAUCUGGAAAUUUUGACAAACCUGGGAUUUACAUCCUCAGCCAUCUCUAGCUUGUCAUAUUAAGGGUGGAAGCUGAGAAGACAUCCUCAUAUAAUUUCCUACUUGUUUCUGGUGUCAAGCGGAUUCAGUGAUUCAUUCAUAGCUCUCGCCUCCUGCAUUUAGUUUCCUUUUGGAUAACGCAGGCGCGCGCUACGCACAUGGAUUCUAGAACUGUUGGACACAUUUUUCUCAUAAUGAUGAUUAUGAUGAUGAUGUCACCAGAAGCACGUCGCUUCGCUACAGUUGUAAAGUCCAAUUACAAUAAGUAAAAGUGCACUGAAAUACCUUAAAGCACUUCCGAAGGCAGCGGACCUACAGUUCCAGUCAAGUGCAUUUAUGAACUUGCUGAGCCCGUCUUUUGCUCAGCCUCUUCAGCCCAUUUUCCAUCUUUCUGAACGCUUCGUAGUUUAAGAAGAUGGAGUUUGCUAUGGUGGGCGCGGACAGCGGGGGCUGCAACACCCACCUGCCCUAUGGAUAUGCACAGGCUCGCGCCCGGGAGAGAGAGCGCGAGCGGGAGAGACAGUCUCGCGCAGCGGCGGCGGCGGCAGCCGAAGCCGGAACGGUCGGAGAGGGAGGUGGGUCUAGUGGCCAUCCCCAUAACCACCCGCAUCAGAGUCGCACCGCCUCUUCAACGAAUGCCAACAACAGUAGCACCGGGACCGCCUCGCGCCCCUCCUCCUCCUCCUCUUCCUCCUCCCAACAGCCGCAACAGCAGCAGCAGCAGCAACAGCAACACCACGAGCCACCACAGCAACUUCCCAGAGAGCGAAAAAAGCAAAGAGGCGUUGCGCGCUGGAGACGGAACCGCGCGGCACUCGGCGGGGAUCUACGCCACUCAGAGUUGGCGCUCCUAGGAUCCGAGGAGGACAUCAUGAUCGAGGAGGAGGAGGCGGAGGGCGAGGAGGAAGAGGAGGACAGGGGAAGCAAGAGGUCGAGUUUUGUCUAUAACAUGGUUGAUGAAGAGGAGAGGGUCUCGUUAACGGACAGGCGUCCUCAGUCAGGGUACGAAAAUGUUUACAAUGAGUACGGCUGCUGCGAGAGAGUUGUCAUCAACGUGUCGGGCUUAAAGUUUGAAACUCGGCUGAAGACUCUCGCGCAGUUCCCGGACACUCUCCUGGGAGACCCUGAGAAAAGAAUUAGGUACUUCGACCCUCUGCGUAACGAAUACUUCUUUGACAGAAAUCGACCGAGCUUCGACGCCAUUCUAUACUUCUAUCAGUCAGGGGGACGUUUAAAGAGACCCGUCAAUGUGCCGUUUGACAUCUUUUCCGAGGAGGUCAAGUUCUAUGAACUCGGGGAAGAGGCAAUGCUCAAGUUUCGUGAGGAUGAGGGCUUCGUGAAGGAGGAAGAGAAGCCGCUGCCCGAGGACGAGUUCAAACGUCAGAUCUGGCUGCUCUUCGAGUACCCGGAGAGUUCAAGUCCAGCCAGAGGGAUCGCGGUCGUGUCAGUGUUGGUCAUCGUUAUAUCCAUCGUCAUUUUUUGUUUGGAAACAUUGCCAGAAUUCAGGGACGACAAAGAAUUUCUCAGCCCAGGUAAAAACUCCACACAGGCAAACAAUGGAUUUACGCCAUUCAACGACCCCUUUUUCAUCAUUGAGACGGUGUGCAUCAUUUGGUUCUCGUUUGAGAUCAUCGUGCGCUUCUUCGCGAGCCCCAGUAAAGCUGAUUUCUUUAAAAAUGUUAUGAACACCAUAGACAUUGUCUCUAUUUUGCCUUAUUUCAUAACUCUCGGCACAGACCUCGCUCAACAGCAAGGCAACGGGCAACAGGCAAUGAGUUUCGCGAUCCUGAGAAUAAUACGACUCGUCCGCGUGUUCAGGAUCUUCAAACUGUCUCGACACUCGAAAGGUCUUCAGAUCCUCGGGCACACUUUGCGCGCGAGCAUGCGAGAGCUGGCGCUGCUCAUCUUCUUCCUCGUCAUCGGUGUCAUCUUGUUCUCCAGCGCGGUGUACUUCGCAGAGGCGGACGAGCCCUCGUCACAGUUCACCAGCAUCCCAGACGCCUUCUGGUGGGCUGUAGUGACCAUGACCACAGUGGGCUACGGGGACAUGAAGCCCAUCACGGUCGGGGGUAAAAUCGUGGGCUCGCUGUGCGCCAUCGCCGGUGUCCUGACCAUUGCGCUUCCAGUCCCUGUCAUCGUGUCCAACUUCAACUACUUCUACCACCGGGAGACUGAUAAUGAGGACCAGGCGCCUGUUGUGGAACAACCCCCACCGGGCUGUCCGUACUUUUCGGAUUUCUUGAGAAAAUUCAGAGGGUCCCCAUCGGGGUCGUCUUUGGGUGACAAAGCGGCAGAGUACAUGGAGAUGGAGGAGGGCGUGACAGAAUCUCUGUGCGGGGCUGACACGCAAAGCCCGAGCAGAGGGAACGGUACUGACAUAGGCGGAAAAAAAAGUUCACAUUCACGAACCCUACAAACAGAUGUAUGAUUAUGGAAGAACGAUAAUUUUCAUAAAGGUGACUGCACAAAUGAAUCAGUUGACAGCACACAUGCACAACUUGAAGACAUACAGUAUGCGCGUGCGCAAAACACAAGGAGACGCUCACACACAUACAUACAUGCACUCAAUAAGUUCUGGACCUGAGCUGAAACAUUUUUGCUAUGUGGCUACUUUUGUAGAGAAACAUACCCUGUAAUCACGUGACAGGCAACGCAAAAACCACCAGCUUUACUUGACGCGGAGAGGUGUCUCUAUCUGCCCACCUGUUCAGUUUAGCUGAGAGAACUGAACGACUCCCGGUUCAUUAAUGAAGGCAACAAAAAGAAACUUGCAUUGGCACUUUAUGAGUUACAUUUGUCAGUAAUUGUAGGGAAACAGUCGAGUUCUUAUCGUAUGCUAUUAUGCAAUAACGUUUAAAUCGUUUGCACUAUCAUCAAUUAUGUUAUAGUCUCCCAGUUUAAUGCAGAGGUCAGAAACGUGUAACACUUAGGUAGAGAGGGAGGACAUUGAAAAACGACUCAAUUAUCAACAUGACUUGCAUUAUUAAUUAAUUAAUUCGAAAUACUAGCAAACAUAUUCUGCAGUCUUCGCUGAUGAAAACCAAUUCAGCUAAUAGUAAUAAAUUAUUUUAAUAUAUUUGAAUUAUGAUUAAUUGGAAAGAAGCAUGUUGCCCAACUUAAGGCAAUGUUUUCUUAAAUCCCAUUACGGCAAACACGAAUCCGCAUGGCAGUAUUCAGUAUGUUCUACACUCUGGUAAAACCCCUUUUAGCACAAACCCUGUGUAGUUAUUUGUGCAUUGUCCACGGUGACUGAAGUGUCAUUUAUAGUCAGUCACUUUUUUUUUGUUUAUUGAGAAACAAAUCAGUAAUGUUAGUUUUUGUUCAUUAGCACAAUAUUUGAAACACCAUAAUUCAUACAUCACACACAAUGCGAGGAUUCAUUCUUACUAAGCAUCACAGUCACAUUAUGGCAAAACGAGGCCAAAAUAACCGGUUCACAUUGUCUCACAAAGUAAACACCUUGUACAACAGAGUCAACGACACCAUGGCUUGAAGGAUCAGUUUGGCCAAGUUACUGUCAUGGGAGUAUAUUUCAAGGGAAUGCAUCAUGCAACUAUUGUCUUCAUCCCUUUACCAAAUGACAAUGCAUCCCUUUAUAAAAAUGCUGGCGGAAAUGUACAGCUCUGGAGGGAACAUGAACUUGGUGGACUUCAUGCACAGCGAAUUCUCGUCCGAUUGGAAUGCACGAUGACCACUGAACAAGCGCAGUGCUUUGUGGAACCCAGGAACUGAUUGGAUCGUUAAAAUUGGAUGUUACAAAUCAGAAUGGAGCCAGUUGGAGUAUGAGGGAAUUGUGAUAUCAGCCGAAAGUGCAAGUCAUUUCAGAGGUGGAGAAUCUGAAGAUUAAAGCCUUGUGAGUCUUUCCUAUGAGAGACUUUUCCGUGAGCCGUUGGACUCCUACAGAGGGGAACAGCAAUGACUGCCAGUCAAUGAACAGCAAGUGGACAGGAUGGACCCGUCAAUGCAGGUGUCACUGAAGCCACUGCUGGACAUCAGAUAGAGAGUGGACACUGCAGCCUCUCCGACGAGCAGUAAGACAGGAAGUCCAUCAAGCCAGGUGUCAAACUGUUUAAGACCCACCCCAGUAAAUGCCUUAAAGACACAGUAUACUACAUCUUUAUGUAGAUGAACCUGCAGCAGGAGACUUCUUAAAAUAGCUUGACAAGUUUUCAUUUUCCUCUUUAUGAGUGAAUCAGUGUCUUGCAAGAUCAGAUGUGAAUAUUUUCUUAUAAUAGAGAAAUAUUUGUUUGGGUGUAAUAUUGCCACUUUUUUUUUUUUUUUUUUGGUAGGCCUGGUGAAAGCUGUUAAAUAUAAGUGAAGGGAAAGUCUACUGUCUGUCUGUGGCAGCCUCUUCCAUCUAGUAUUAUCUCUUUUCAUUUCCUAAACCAAAAGACUGCCAGCUGGAAUGGAGAAAUUCAGCGGCAGUGCUCAAUGAUGUCAGUCUGAACGGGUCACACAUUUACAGUAUGAAUGCAGGGUCAAAUCACAUUCCCUUCAGCACCAGACUCAUUGCUUUUUCUCAAAUCUUCAACAAUCAAGAACAAUCCGCUUUUAGAUUAGAAGAGCUGUGUCUGUCAUUGAAACCUUCUAUGUUUUUUUUAAGGGAUAUUUCACCCCAAAUUUCAGAAAAUAUGGUGAUCGUUUAUUCACCCUCAUUAUGUUAUUCCAAACCCAUAUGA